UUUGGUUACUGAAUGUUCACUGAAGGGUGGAUUUUGACGCCAUCCUGUUGACACUAUUUCAUAUAGAAUCGUCUGUACUUCGUCUGUUCAGCGUUUUUGCAUUUUAAGAGUGGAGAACCAAUCGUGCACCCCUUGAAGCACUCAUGUAUAGGUGAUGUAUGGGUGAUACCUAUAUAGCACGAGAACAAUUCUUACAGGAUAAUCAAUACAAUUUUGCCGACGGCAACAUUUUAGGACAUUUGUUUACUUUCGAAACAUUCUGCAUACAUUCGCAUGGAAUAUCAGAUUUAAAAUUUCGCUCUAGCCAAUCGUGGGGAUGUAAGGAAUGUGGACACGAUUUCCUGCAUGGACUAUCUUGGUAUUAAACCUUAAACCGGAGGAUCCUUCAACGAAUCAUGACGUUGUUUUCGAGGACAGAUUACAUGAGAGUUCUGGUGGUGUCUGUGGCUGGGGUGACAGCAGGUUUCUUGAUAUUCCAAUACAGCCCUAUCGGUCUAUCAGCGCGAACAAAGUCCAUCUACAGCGUGUCACAAAAAUCGCAGAAACUUACUUCAAUUCGAGGCACUCGCAUUAACCAACCUAAAUAUCGUGACAUAACGGUGGGAACACUGCGGAAGGAUAGAACAAGGAAUGCGGCUAUCGGGGAGAAAGUGCCGAAUACCAAAAUGAUAACAGCAGCAACAACUUCGCGGAAAACAGCAACUGAAAAAUACCCACCAGGAAUGUUUCCUGGGGGUCCACCGGUUCCAUAUAAUUACCCUGUCGUGCCGAAGAUUGUUCAUCAUACUUGGUUUUCAUUUACGAAAAGUGAUAAAAUGAAUAGAUUUCGGUUUCAUCACUUCAUCAGUAUGUUGAGUGCAUAUAAAUAUAUCAAGCCAACCAAGAUUGUGUUCUGGCAUGACACUGAACCGAGCGGAAAAUGGUGGACAAAAAUACGGCAAAAAGUUCCGAUUAUUGAAAUGAAGUACCGGAAGGCGCCCACUGAAAUCCACGGGAAGCCCGUGAGGGGAACUGCGCAUGCGUCGGACAUAGUGCGCCUGGAAGCCAUUAUGGAAUUCGGCGGGAUAUACACAGACUUGGACGUUGUUGUGCUGAAGUCGUUCGACCCGCUCCUGAAGUACAACACGACGAUGGGAUACGAAACCGGACCGAACGUCGCGAAUGGUUUGUGUAAUGGCGUGAUAAUUUCUCGUCCCCGCGCGAAGUUCCUCGAGAUUUGGCACUACGAGUACAGGACGUUCGACGAUGCUCAGUGGGCGAUUCAUUCUGUUAUUUUGCCCGCACAAUUGGCCAGGAAGUAUCCAUCCCUGAUUCAUACCGAGGCUAAGUCGCUUCAUCGGCCGAACUGGAUGGAAAGAAAAUGGUUGUACAACGAUGGCUCCCUCUAUGACUGGAGUAAGAACUACGCGGUUCAUCUUUGGUACAGAUACCAUAAGGUCGACCACAACCCAGAAGAUAUCAAGAAGUUAAAUACGACAAUGGGGGAACUAUUUCGAUAUAUUUAUUAUGGGAAGAAAGACCUGAUUUUCUGAAAUUCAUUUAACCAACACGUGUGCUAUUAUUCUAAAUAAGCCGUCACCCCCGAUCCAAUCGUCCUGAUGGUAGGCCAAAAUCCAAUGAUAGCUCUGUUUUAUAUUUAUACGCGACAUUACUUUUGUGGCAGUGGGAAAAUCCUAAAGGCCGCGGCCGUAGUGUCUUAGGAGAGACACACACUUCGAAAACGGUGAUAUAAACUUUAAUCGCCAACAACUGCAACUACAGGGUGGCCCAGAAUUAUUUUCCCUCACACAAUGGAUGGGAAAAUAAUUCUGGGCCACCCUGUAGUCAGACAUGUUUGAACUUUCACUGAAUUUGGUGGUUUAUUAUGAUGAGGUCACAGAUGGUGUACAUCGAUUACGUCACUGCGGUUUUCGUUUUUGCAAGACUCCGUCUCGGCCGCUAGUCCUCUGUACAUUUUUACAUGCAUAAUUUCUUUCUGGUUCGCUGUAUUUGAACCCUUUCUGCGGGAGGCAUUUUUACUUAGGUGACCAUAACCUCUAUGGUCCAUAUUUCUGACUCAGAAUCUUUUAUUUCUAAGAGUGUAGAUCUUACAUAUACUAGACUUUAACAUAUUUGAUAUAGAUUCUGUCUAUAAAUGUAGCUAAUAUAUCGAAAUAUUAAAACAAGUUUUAACAUUCAUAGAUUUUAA
This is a messenger RNA of Lineus longissimus, 2188 nucleotides long. RefSeq lists its product as uncharacterized. The coding region runs from base 396 to 1532 and encodes 378 amino acids. NCBI's taxonomy places the organism in Eukaryota, Metazoa, Nemertea, Pilidiophora, Heteronemertea, Lineidae. The record is from RefSeq and is a predicted model, not a curated record. The transcript has 2 exons.